Fonticula alba is the source of this 1018-nucleotide messenger RNA. RefSeq lists its product as hypothetical. NCBI's taxonomy places the organism in Eukaryota, Rotosphaerida, Fonticulaceae. Gene Ontology annotation, biological process: regulation of DNA-templated transcription; DNA alkylation repair. The record is from RefSeq and is a predicted model, not a curated record. The transcript has 5 exons. Gene Ontology annotation, cellular component: nucleus. The coding region runs from base 28 to 924 and encodes 298 amino acids.
ACAAGCAGACAGGACGUCGCCAACAUCAUGUCUCGCGCGGGAAAGGUCGCCGCCCCGUUCGUCCGUCAGCCUGGUCCGCGGAAGAAGCUGACGCACUUCCUGUCCUUGCGUCUGCUGCUGCCGGCCGGGAUCCCGUAUUCCCCGCCGGCGGCAGACUCAUGGUCCCCGGUCAGCCUGGCCAGUGUGGCGUCGACGCUGACUCCGGGCAGUCGCGAAGCUGACACCGCUCUGCUGGUGGCCCACGCCCAACAACGGGCCGUGCUGCGGAUGGCCGGCACCCAGGACCCCGAGGCCCCGGCGCACGCGUCACGCCUGGCGGAUGCCCUGCGCGGCUUGCUAGUCCCACCGGCCACCUUGCAUCUGACCCUUGGCUUGAUGGAUCUCGCCGCGCCGGAACGCCUGAGCCUGGCCCAGCAGACACUGCGCGAUUUGGCGCCUCGCAUGCGCCACAUUGUCCAGGCUUCCGAGCUGCCGGUCCAACUUGGUGCGAUCGAUGUUUUCAGUCGCCCCGGCGACACACCGAUUCCCAGCCAGGCCUCCGUGGUUUUCUCCAGCGUCCCGCGCCCAACCAACGAGCCGCUAUUCACCCUUACUGAGUUGCUGGUUGAUACCUUCGUGCAGGCGGGUCUAAUGGAUGCCUCCUUUCGCAAGUUCCAUCUCCAUGCCACACUGAUGAAGCGGCGGUUUGAUGCCGCGCCCGACCCGAUUGAUGCAUCUAAGGUGGUUGGGCGGUUUGUUUUCGGCACCGAGCCCGGACCGACUCCGGGGAAUAUGACCGAUGUGGUGCUCUCGGCACCGGGAGUCCAACUGUGCCAGCUCAGCGGCAAUGCCGGCUCGCGCUUCAACACGCGCGGCAACUUCUACGUCAGCGAUUGCGAUGUUGAUUUCGCCGUCCGCGAGGGCGAGCCUGUGCAGGACGUCUAGUGGCUGGCUGUGCGCCGGGGAGCGCGGGGCUGGACACACCUCGCCACCCCUGCGAACAGCAGGCAGGAGUCCCAAUAAAAGUGACACUGAGGCA